CACCUGAGUUCCUAUCCCUUCAACGAUUCCAUUCCACUGUAAUCGCGAGUAGGAAGGAUAUAUUUAUUAUCCACAUAUCCUGCAUUGCUAUUAUAUCUCUUCAGAUGGUCAAACCAACCAAACCCGAGUCGAUUGCACCCAAAACUGAUCAAUCGAUCUCUCGUCAAAUAGAUCUGAUCGCCCAGGUCUUUAGGAGCUUUAAAUACAAGUAUGACAUAUAUCAUAAUCGGCGGCUUCGCUCCAUAUUUAUCGAAGAAAUUGUGCCGAUCGACCAAGCGAGCUGCCUCUCAAUCCUCAGCCGACUAGAAUUGAGCCUUCUACCUCUACUUGGCCAUCAAAUCAGCACUAUCUCAAGAAUGAUAAACUCAUCCGACUUGCGCAGAGGAGAUACACCUUCGAAACUUCAACUAAUCACAGAGCUCCAGUUGGAGAUUGAUCAGUCUGUGGACCAAAUUUUUUCUUGCGCUCCUAAGGUUCACCGAAAACCAUCAUCCUCGACCGAUGACAAUUAUUUGAAAAACUUGAAAAGCUUUCGGUUUCCGAAUCUGCUAGUCAAAGUCGGCUUCUUAAUUCAUGAGCUGAGCUUCUUGUUCGACGGUUUGGCCGAUCUUAUUCGAGGAUUGAAGCUCUCGCAAAAGAAGUAUCGUCGGAAGGCUCGUAAAUUCAACACCAGAGGAAAAGUGGCCGAAUAUACGGCUUCUACAUCGGAAUCAAUCGAAUGCCUGAUCAAAUGGAUCAAAGGGCAUGAAUUGACUAACAUCCAGGAGGAGUGGGACGUCGAACUCACUGGUAUGGACGAGGUGCUCGCCGAGGUAACCAAGCUCAUCAAUCCGACUUCCGCCUCUGAAUCUGGCGAAGAAGUUGAGGAUGAAGGUGGACUUGCGGCGGAAGAGGACGAUGGAGAUGAGAAUGACGACGAAGACGAUCAGUCCCAGACCGAAGCUCCUAGCGAGGCCUUCUUUCAACUUGCUCGAUCGACGGUACCCAUGAUCAAAUUAUCUAGACUGUUUUUCAGAAAAUUAUCGACAAGUGGAAUCGACCAAAGUCCCUCGGAACCGUUUACAGAAAUGAGUACCAGUCAGCUCGAGACAUUGAAUGGAGCAGCUGGGGAUAUCGAUUGCGAGCUCAAUAGAAUCUGGGAAACGUUAAAUAAGGCCGGCGAGACUGAUGAGGACCAUACUGCCCAUACUCUUUACGAAUCAGUCGACAAAAUGUCAAAUUCUUUUCAAUCCUACAUGCUCCUUUUGACUCUUUAUGUUCUACCCUUAGUCCCUCAAAUUGAACAUAACCCAGAUUCCUCUCAAAACAACCUCAAGACCUGGUUGAUCACUUGGAAUAAUCUAUUCAUCUCUGCCACUGAAAAAAUUAUCAUUGCUGCACAAACUUUCGAAAAUUCCUAGUAGAAAGACCAAAAAAGCUUGUUCAUUCUACUGCCUGAAUUUCUGACUUUGAAAAAUUGAAAACAGAACCAAUAAAAAACUAUCCUACCUUUUGUGACCCCUCUUUCUCUCAUUUAUUGUUUCCACAUACUGCAUAUUCAUAGUGCACAAUGUCAA
Puccinia graminis f. sp. tritici CRL 75-36-700-3 is the source of this 1556-nucleotide messenger RNA. RefSeq lists its product as uncharacterized. The record is from RefSeq and is a predicted model, not a curated record. The coding region runs from base 105 to 1400 and encodes 431 amino acids. The transcript is spliced from 2 exons. Lineage: Eukaryota; Fungi; Basidiomycota; Pucciniomycetes; Pucciniales; Pucciniaceae.